AUGGCUCGUGGAAGAAAUAAUUGGACAUGCGAGGAUGAUCAUAAACUAAGAGUAUUGUAUAAAUUAUAUCAAGAUCAACCGAAUUUGUGGCGAAUUAUUAGUCAUUGGUUCCCAAAACAAAAUUCUAAAGCAUGUCGUGAGCGAUGGAUAUUUCAUGCGGAUCCAGAAAUAAACCAUUUACCGUUCACAUAUGAAGAACGACAAUACAUACUAACACGAGUGAAUCAACUAAGAGCCACAGAUUGGGUGGCAAUAGCAGAAGCAAUAUCGCGUCCACAUGCACGGAGAACAGCCUUACAAUGCAAAAAUUUUGUGAAUAAUCGACAACGACGAAUAGACGUCCGGUGA
Molecule: messenger RNA, 348 nt
Organism: Ambispora leptoticha
Lineage: Eukaryota; Fungi; Glomeromycota; Glomeromycetes; Archaeosporales; Ambisporaceae
Source: the annotation of a GenBank genome assembly